Hippoglossus stenolepis (Pacific halibut) is the source of this 2890-nucleotide messenger RNA. Its product is annotated as putative methyltransferase NSUN7. Lineage: Eukaryota; Metazoa; Chordata; Actinopteri; Pleuronectiformes; Pleuronectidae. The record is from RefSeq and is a predicted model, not a curated record. Gene Ontology annotation, molecular function: methyltransferase activity. Bases 337 to 2637 code for a protein of 766 amino acids. The transcript is spliced from 13 exons.
GUGACCGGAGCACGCUGACCCGGAGUGUUCAGUCACGUCGACACAUCCACAAAGUUUGUGUAGAAGCGGCAGAGCAGCCGUGGGUGUUUUUACAAGUGUCUGAGAGCCGAUGUGUAAAACCCACAUAGGCAGAGUUAAAGAUGAGAGGAACAUCCGGGGAGACGCCCUCCAUUUUUAUAACGGACCUGCUGAGAUUUAUUGUAACUUCCGUUAAAACUACACGUUACAUGUGAGAAUAGAUGAUAAAAACUCUCGGAUAACAGUUCGUUUUUUCUGGGAGAGAAAACAGCAAACUCCUCCAAUAAGGUGUCACAGAGAAAAACAAUCUCUGAAAAGAUGGUGAAAAAAAAACAAAACAGUGGUCGUUCCAGUCGCUCUUCCACAUGCAAGACAAAAAGAGCUGACUCCCAGAUCGCGAGCAGCAAAGACCCGGCUCCUCUGGAUGCCCCGGCCCACUGUGACCUCCCUGCCGUUCCUCCAGAGCUCCAGACCCCUGGCCAAGGUCAGCUGGGAUUCUCUGACCGAGUCUACCUGCUGGCAUCAGCCAUCUUCCAGAAUCACCACCUGGAAAAGUCUGCAGCUCAGCGGCUGGUGAGUUAUGGCAAAGAGAGAGGGAUCCCUCUACCUGAAGUCAAAGAUGGGGAGAUCCAACAUUCUGCUUAUGAACUCGCCUUCAAUACGCUCAAAUAUCAAGAACUGCUGGAGGACAUCAUGAUUGACAGCUGCUUUCAUCUCACUCAGCUAAUACCAGAUGAUCAGAUGGGCCUCGUUGCCGUCAUGCUGUACGACUUCCAGGACAGGAAGUUCCUCCCACGAGAACGGCAGAGGGAGGAGGUCAUACAGGAAGUAAGAGUUGUGGAGAACUACCUCCUCAGGUUGAAAACCAAGCUGGCCGCCUCUCUGGCCCGAUGCAGGAUCAAACACAAUCUCUUGUCCAUUGAGUGUUUCCUACCGGAGAGCGUGAAGAUGAAGCAGCAGAGAUCAAGCAGCCUUCCACUUUAUACAUGGGUCAACACGCUGAAGAGCAGUCUUGACGAAGUCCAAACUGAGCUGGAGAGUUUAGGCCUCUCGCAGGUGAAGUCGAUUGGACAGCUGGAGGGCCAGACCUUCUGCAGGGAUCCCCACUGUGCCGAUGGGCUGGUAUUCCCUGCUCAGCUGAAACCUCAGCUGUAUUCCACCGAGCUGCGUCGUGACCACAAACUCGUCAUCCAGGAUAAGUCCUGCUGCCUGGGCCCAAAUGCAGCGUGCUCCGUGUUACCAGAGGAAGGGGAUGUUCUCAUGGCCGGCUGCUUCUCGGGCCUCACUGUCUCCCACACUGCUUCCCUUGUUGCUGAGAAACACAAAGCCAACAACAGCAACAACCAGCCAACAGUUUACGUUUGUGUCAGCGAUUGCACUGACGCUCAGAGGGAGGAUCUGCAGCAGAUCGUCUCCGCCAUGGGCUGCAAAAACGUGAAGCUGAUACCAGUGGUCUUCCAGUCUGUGGACGGUGCCAACAAGCUACUGCAGAAGGUGCGCAUCAUCCUGUUGACUCCCAGGUGUUCUGUGUCUGCAGUCAACAACCCCAUUGAAAUCAUACUACAAGAGAAUAGAGACACAGACCUGCUGCAGGACUUGUCCCACGGCUCCAUUGCCCCAAGCAAACUCAAAGCUCUGGUAGCAAAGCAGAGGGAGGAUAUUGGUCAUGCCCUGAAGUUCCCCAAGGUUUUAGCAGUGGUAUACUCUACCUGUUCUUCGUACCCAGCGGAAAAUGAGGAGGUGGUGAGUGGAGCCCUCGAAGAAGCCUUGGCCCACUCUGAGCAGGCGGGGAAACCAAAACAAGUAAACUUCAGACUCAGUCCAACCCCGUUCAGCUCUCCUGACAAUCCCGACAGUCCAGAGAAGAAAGAUCCCUUCUUCAUGCUGGAGGUGUCUGAUCAGAGUAACGGCUGCUUCCUGGCUCUUCUCACCAGAGAGCCCGAGCCGGUGGUCAAGGAGGCACCGCAGGAAGUGCUGGCCAGGGCAAAAGCCAAAGGCAUAUUGGACAGGAUCGGCUCCAACCAGCCAACCAGUAAAGAGCAUCGCAGAAACACCGGCAGGACGACAAAAGCAGUCCAAGCUCCCACCUGUCAGCCCCGCCCCCUUUCUGUCAGUGUCCCGUCCAAAAACCAGGAGACCAAGGGAAUCAACCGCACGGUACUGAGUGGACCUCAGGCAUUUACGAACAGACGGCAGGCAUCACAAGUAAAACCCAAAGCUCUGCGCCUGCAAACCCUGAAGAACACUGUGUCCAGCCCGUUCUCUUCCUCAAAACAAGACGGCUCCAGCUCGUCCUCCAUCAAACCAGAGGACAGGAAACCCACUAAAAUCACCAACUCUGCAUUCAACACUACAACCACCACCCUGCAUCCCGCCCCUCCUCCUUCCACCCCUGUUGUCCGUCCUCGCAGGGCUCAUCAGGAGGUUCUGAAGCCCGUGGUGUUCGUUCUGCCACCCGUUCACUUCCCCAACUUUGACCCGCACCAGAACAGCCGAACAGGAUUAAGCCCCAGCUUCAGCUACAACAGGUGGAGGACGCCGGCUCAAAUUCUGCCCCUCUCCCGCUCUAAUGGGGGCUUCUCAAAGGACACAAUGGCGAAAUCGCGACCUUUGUUUUAAGCUUAGAAAGUCCAACACGACUGUGACAGAAACAUUAACGUUUGCGCCAAGUGCCUCCUUCAAAAAAGUAAAAUGCAUACAGUGUUCUUCAACUGCAAAAUGUCCGUGAGCACCAUGCCAUUAUUACAAAGUCAUUAUUAGUGUCCGUCAUUCACGGAUGAAAAACCUCGCCAAUGUCAUUUCAAUGUCGCCACACGAUGAAUCGCUGUAUCGUCGGCUUCCAGUGGCCUGAAAGAUUAAAAGACAUAUUGAA